CUGCCUCAUCUUCUUGCCCCUCCAGAUGCUGCUGCUUCUGCUGAGUUUGGCACUAGGUACAGAACCCGGGGCUGGGGCACUGCGGCUCAACAGCACCGAAGGCUGUGAGAUCAUCCACCCACCGCGGGAUGGGGGGAUCCGGUACCGGGGUCUCACCCCUGACCAGGUGCAGACUGUGCGCUUCCUGCCCUUCAACUAUGAGAUUGAGUACGUGUGCCGGCCUGACCGCGAGAUCGUGGGCCCCAAGGUGCGCCAGUGCCUCCGCAAUGGGACCUGGACCGACAUGAGCCACCCCAGCCGCUGCCUGAGGAUGUGCCCCAAGAUUCACCUGAGCCUGGAGAAUGGGCGGGCGGUGCCCCAGGCCAUGGAGCGGGUGCCAGUGGAGGGCACCUGGGUGGAGUAUCACUGCAACUCUGGCUUCCGCCUGGUGGGCAGCUCCCGCAGCAACUGCACCAAGGCAGGGCGCUGGACCUCCCCCAAGCCUAUCUGCGAGUUGCGGCGCUCCACCGGCAAGAAGGCGGUGCACAUCGGGGCGCUGUUCCCCAUGAGCGGCGGCUGGCCGGGGGGGCAGGCCUGCUUGCCCGCUGUCCGCAUGGCGCUCGAGGAUGUGAACAGCCGCAGAGACAUCCUGCCUGACUACGAGCUGCGCCUCAUCCACCACGACAGUAAGUGUGACCCGGGCCAGGCCACCAAGUACCUCUACGAGCUGCUCUACAAUGACCCCAUCAAGAUCAUCCUGAUGCCAGGCUGCAGCAGUGUCUCAACCCUGGUGGCAGAGGCUGCCCGUAUGUGGAACCUCAUCGUGCUCUCAUACGGCUCCAGCUCACCGGCGCUCUCCAACCGCCAGCGCUUCCCCACCUUCUUCCGCACACACCCGUCGGCCACGCUGCACAACCCCACCCGUGUUCAGCUCUUCAAGAAGUGGGGCUGGACCAAGAUCGCCACCAUCCAGCAGACCACAGAGGUCUUCACCUCGACCCUGGAUGACCUGGACCAGCGGGUGAAGGAGGCUGGGCUUGAGAUCACCUUCCGCCAGAGCUUCUUCUCUGACCCGACUUCUCCUGUCCGUAACCUCAAGCGCCAGGACGCCCGCAUCAUUGUGGGGCUCUUCUAUGAGACUGAGGCACGCAAGGUCUUCUGCGAGGUUUACAAGGAGAAGCUGUACGGGAAGAAGUAUGUGUGGUUCCUGAUUGGCUGGUACGCUGAUAACUGGUUUCGCAUCAAGGAUCCUGCCAUUAACUGCACCGUGGCUGAGAUGACAGAAGCCGUGGAGGGGCAUGUCACCACCGAGAUUGUCAUGCUGAACCCUGAAAACACCCGCAGCAUAUCCAACAUGACAUCACAGGAGUUUAUUGAAAAGCUGCAGAAACGCCUAGGCAAGAACCCAGAGGAGACAGGGGGCUUCCAGGAGGCACCCCUGGCCUACGAUGCCAUCUGGGCCCUGGCCCUGGCGCUCAACAAGACCUCGGCUGAGCUGGUGAAGAAGGGACUGCGGCUGGAGGACUUCAACUACAACAACAAGAACAUCACCGAUGAGAUCUACCGUGCCCUCAACUCCUCUGCUUUUGAGGGCGUCUCUGGCCAUGUCGUGUUUGAUGCCAGUGGCUCUCGUAUGGCCUGGACCCUCAUCGAACAGCUGCAGGGCGGUGUCUACAAGAAGAUUGGUUACUAUGACAGCACCAAGGACAACCUGUCCUGGUACAACAACGAUAAGUGGAUUGGAGGUGCCCCCCCAGCUGACUACACCAAGGUCAUCACAACCUUUCGCUUCCUGUCGCAGAAGCUCUUCAUCUCGGUGUCGGUGCUGGCCAGCCUGGGCAUCCUGCUGGCCAUCAUCUGCCUGGCCUUCAAUAUCUACAAUGGGCAUGUCCGGUACAUCCAGAACUCUCAGCCCUACCUGAACAACAUGACGGCUGUGGGCUGUACACUGGCACUGGCUGCUGUCUUCCCCCUUGGCCUGGACGGCUACCACAUCGGACCUGGGCUCUUCCCCUUUGUCUGCCAGGCACGGCUGUGGCUGCUGGGGCUGGGUUUCAGCCUGGGCUACGGCAGCAUGUUCACAAAGAUCUGGUGGGUCCACACCGUCUUCACCAAGAAGGAAGAGAAGAAAGAGCGACGCAAGACCCUUGAGCCCUGGAAGCUGUACGCCACAGUAGGGUUGCUGGUCGGGCUAGACGUCGUCACGCUGGCCAUCUGGCAGAUUGUGGAUCCGCUCCACCGCACUAUUGAGGAAUUCACCAAAGAGGACCCUAAAACGGACAUUGACGUUUCGAUCCUGCCCCAGCUGGAGCACUGCAGCUCCACCAAGAUGAACACCUGGCUCGGCAUCUUCUAUGGCUACAAGGGGUUGCUGCUGCUGCUGGGCAUCUUCCUGGCCUAUGAGACUAAGAGUGUCUCUACAGAGAAGAUCAAUGACCAUAGGGCUGUGGGCAUGGCCAUCUACAACGUGGCAGUGCUGUGUCUGAUCACUGCCCCUGUCACCAUGAUCCUGAACAGCCAGCAGGACGCUGCCUUCGCCUUCGCCUCGCUGGCCGUCGUCUUCUCCUCCUACAUCACCCUGGUGGUCCUCUUCGUGCCCAAGAUGCGGCGUCUCAUCACCCGAGGGGAAUGGCAGUCAGAGCAGCAGGACACCAUGAAGACUGGCUCAUCCACCAACAACAACGAAGAGGAGAAGUCCCGGCUGCUAGAAAAGGAGAACAGGGAGCUGGAGAAAAUCAUUGCUGAGAAAGAGGAGCGGGUCUCGGAGCUGCGCCAGCAACUGCAUGACCGCCAGCAGCUGCGCUCACGGCGCCGCUCCUCCAACCCCUCCCGGGACAGCUGUGCUGCUGACAACCACUUUGCCAAUGCGUCAGGCACCAUGCCCACCCUCUACCAGCCCAGCCUGCCCCUGGUGCGCUGUCUCGUCUCUGAGCAGGCCGACAAGCUGGGGCGCAGCAACUGCGAUGGCAGCCGCGUCCACCUGCUCUACAAAUGACUGCCAUGUGGCUGGGGACAGGGCUAGGGUAGGGGUUGGGGACAGGGCAGGGGGCAGGGUACAAGAAGGGGGCAGAGCUCAGGGGGGCUCUUCUUUUUUAACCACAUCUCUAAUCUUUGUAAAAUAUUGCUGUCUCUGUCCGUCGGUCCAUCCGUCUGCCCCACGCCCCUCAGUGUCUGGGAUCCAGGGGCUAGCAUUGGCUCUCCAUGGAGCAGGUACCAGGGCCAUAGAGUCUGGGGUAUGCCCUGGCUUAGCAUCAUUUGAGUGUCUGUCAGCCGGUGUGGGUGGGGGCCAGAAGGGGCAGCAUCAGAUGGGACAGGGUCAGCUGCUCAGAACCCAGAUGCAGGGGGUGAAUGGAGAAGGGAAAAUACACCGGUGUUGCUCGUGUUCUUGUGCUGGGUGUCCAGUCACGCUGUAGCACACCGUCAGACCUGAUUGCCUUCUACGUACAGUCACUGUGUUGUGAACAGCCAGAUCCAGUUACUGGUACACGCAAUCAAGGUGUGUUGCGCACCCAGAUUUAGCUCUUUGUAUGUAUGGUGUUAUUGUAGCCUACGAUCAGGUCUGGUUAUUCGUAAGUACAGUCAGCCUAUAGCACACCACCAGAUCUGGUCAUUUGUACAGCUGUGUAGUGCACAGCUGGCUAUGGUUACUGUAAUGUACUGUCAGGCUGUAGUGUACAGCUGGGUCUAGAUACUCAGAAGUAUGGUCAGCCUGUAGCGCACAACUGACUGCUUAUUUGUAUGUACAAUCAAAUUGUAUUGCACACGCAGGUCUGGUUACUGCAAUGUACUUUCAGACUGUAGUGCACAACCAAUUCUGGUUACCAGCAUGUACAAUCAAAUUGAAUUGCACACCUGGGUCUGGUUACUGUAAUGCAUUUUUUCAUACUGUAGUGCACAACAGGCUCUGAUUGCUCAUAUGUACGGUCAGACUAGCACACGCCAAACUCUGAUUACUGUUGAGUGCAGUCAGGCUGUAGUGCACAACUGUUUCUGAUUAUUUGUAUGUACAAUCAAAAUGUAGUGCACAACCAGCUCUGGUUACCUGUUGGUACAGUCAGACUGUACCCCAGAACCAGGGUUGGUUAUUGUAUAUGUGUGGUCAUAGUGCACAUUCUGGUCUGGUUACUGUCAUGUACUCUCAGACUGUUGUGUACAACCAGAUCUGGUUUCUUAUAUGUACAGUUGCACUUUAGUCAACAACUGGAUCUGGUUAUUCUCAUA
Molecule: messenger RNA, 4200 nt
Organism: Gavialis gangeticus (Gharial)
Lineage: Eukaryota; Metazoa; Chordata; Crocodylia; Gavialidae
Gene: GABBR1
Product: gamma-aminobutyric acid type B receptor subunit 1
Exons: 22
Coding region: 26-2974 (982 amino acids)
Biological process (GO): G protein-coupled receptor signaling pathway; gamma-aminobutyric acid signaling pathway
Cellular component (GO): membrane; G protein-coupled receptor heterodimeric complex
Molecular function (GO): G protein-coupled GABA receptor activity
Source: RefSeq, a predicted model, not a curated record